AUGUUUCAACAGAGAACAAGCUCGCAAAAGCCCGGCGAAGACCUGCUCGCCAACUUCCGGCAGCAGUUUCCCCAGGUGACGGUUCCGGGGGCUGCGACAUCACCGACAGUCGCAACUUCGGCGCCUGCUGAGAAUGCCGUGCUCGCCGCCGGCGCGUCGCAACAGGAGAGGAGCCAGAGCCUAAGCCAGGAUGCAUUCCGGGACCAAGACCCAACGCCUCGGGCGUCAGCGGAUCCCUGGAGGUUUACACCUUCGCUGCUAGACCCCAACCAGUUUUCCUUCUCGGCCUUUGCAAACCAGCCGCCGGGUUACUACACGCCCACACCCGGCGGCACUAACACCAUCUAUCACCCUCAGGCCGGGGACUUGCACACGCCCACGUUAGGUCUCGGCAUGGGCCUGGGCACGCCGUUGUCCAUGCCGACCAGCGACGGCGCAAUGCACUCGGGGCAGCCUAUGAUGGACCUGAGCCACUUCCAUCACGGCGGCCUCCCGGCGCACCAUUUCCAGCACCAGUUCAACCCCUUCAUCCAGCCGACCCCGCCGCAGCAGUCGUUUGCGCCGUCAUCGUUCGUGCACCAGGACACGGGCUACGAAACCAUGGACCAGGAUGGAUCCCCUCUCGACUCGGACGGCCGUGAAGGGCGCAUGGGAUCCCUGGAUGCCACUUUCCAGUCUCAGUCACCACCCAUAAUGGGCUUCCAGGCUGGCCAUUUCGGCGUUCCCAUGACCCACGGGAUCCCGGCGUCUGCAGAAAAGUUUCGGUUUCAUGCGACUCUGAACGCGCCGACGGCUAUGAUCAAGCACGCCGACGAGAUCCCGGUUACGUACCUCAACAAAGGCCAAGCCUACUCGCUGUCCGUCGUGGACACGACAGCAUCGAUGCCCAUUGCCCCGGGUACGCGCUACCGGACCUUUGUUCGUAUUUCGUUCGAGGAUGAACAACAGCGACUGAAGCCAGGUGUUUGCUGGAGCUUGUGGAAAGAAGGCCGCGGUACUAAUGAAGCUCAUCAAAGAGGCGGAAAACUGCAAGCUGUCGAAUACGUGGAAGCUGGCCAGCCGGCCGAGGGCGACGACAAGAGAACUCGCGUCGAGUUGGACACAGCAUCCUUCGAUGGUUUUUCUGUUAUUUGGACGCCCGGAUCCAACGGCGCCCCCGAGUGUAAUGUUGCCGUUAGGUUCAACUUUCUGUCAACUGACUUCAGUCAUUCGAAGGGUGUCAAAGGCAUUCCGGUUAGGCUGUGUGCAAAGACUGUCGCGUUACCUUCUGAUGGCACUUCGCCGCCACCAGACGCCGGCUCCGAGAUAUGCUACUGCAAGGUCAAACUUUUCAGGGACCAUGGCGCUGAACGCAAGCUGUCAAACGAUGUAGCCCACGUCAAGAAGACGAUCGACAAGUUGAAGCAACAGAUUGCACAAGCUGAAAGCGGGAUGAAGGACUUCGGCAAGAGGAAACGAGGGUCCGCCAGCCACGCAAAGGCACAGGACAGUCAGCGGCCUGGCAAGGCUCCUAAGCAUAAGCGAACCUGGUCAAUGUCUUCAGCUAGCUCGGCUGGCGGUGGGGGUGGAGGAGGUCGACCCUCACUUGAGGAUGAUCUGCAUUUCAAGCUUCAGACGUUGCAGGAUAUGUUCACAAGCACCCGGCCAGUCAGCGUCCUUUACCUGCGAGGAGAAGACCUAGAUGACCCAGAUCUGCACCCAGUCACACUGGCAGGGGAGCCAAUCGACCUCACGAAGGUAGAAUCAAAGGAUAGUUCAGCAUGGCAAGUGCGAAGUGGGCAAAGCUCGGUGGCGAAUUCAUCGCUGGUGUCGCCUUCUCCCAGUAACAUGUCAUUGCAGUCGCAAGUCUCGGUCGCUGGUCCUAAACCUCAGUGGGCCGAUUUGCAGGGCUCGAGUGAUCAGCCCGUGAUUGCCGACAAGCCGACCAAGGUCAACAAGCUCGAUGAGGCCGGUAAUCUGAGUGGCUGGAUUGAAGCCCUCGGAGUUGAUUCAUCGUACCGACCCCCAGCCGAACGGCCUGCCAAACCUGUGGCAUGCUUCUACAUCGCGCGGCGCCAGGCAUCCGCCACGGACAAGAGGGAACUCCACCGCGCCAUCUACCUGACGACAAGAAGCCUGUCUGAGUUCGUGGCGCGCAUAUCUGCCAAAUGGGGUCUGGAUGCAACCAAGGUCGUCCGAACUAUUCAUGCACUGGAGAGUGGGUUGGACGUGGAGAUGGACGACGACGUAAUACAAGCGCUCUCCGAGGGCCAAGACAUGGUUCUAGAGAUUGCCGAAGUUGAGACGCAGGUCCCUCAGCCCAGACGAGAAUGGGAGAUGGCUCUUGAUGGUCCGGAACAGGAGGAAACAGCAUCAGCACACAGCGUUUUGCGUACAACAACCGGCUACGAGCUUCGACUUACAUUCUAA
Messenger RNA from Neoarthrinium moseri, 2409 nucleotides. RefSeq lists its product as uncharacterized. Gene Ontology annotation, cellular component: nucleus. The transcript has 3 exons. NCBI's taxonomy places the organism in Eukaryota, Fungi, Ascomycota, Sordariomycetes, Amphisphaeriales, Apiosporaceae. The record is from RefSeq and is a predicted model, not a curated record. Gene Ontology annotation, biological process: regulation of transcription by RNA polymerase II. Gene Ontology annotation, molecular function: DNA-binding transcription activator activity, RNA polymerase II-specific; RNA polymerase II cis-regulatory region sequence-specific DNA binding. Bases 1 to 2409 code for a protein of 802 amino acids.